Asparagus officinalis (garden asparagus) is the source of this 1493-nucleotide messenger RNA. RefSeq lists its product as uncharacterized. Lineage: Eukaryota; Viridiplantae; Streptophyta; Magnoliopsida; Asparagales; Asparagaceae. The record is from RefSeq and is a predicted model, not a curated record. The transcript has 2 exons. Bases 64 to 1236 code for a protein of 390 amino acids.
CCCGAAUAAAAACCCUAAACCCCAAAACAACCUGACCCUCAACAAAACCCAAAACCCUAAUCAAUGACGCUUCUCCAAUCCAUUGCCAAAUCCGCCGCCGCGGNUGCCGCUGGCAAGCUCUCGCCGCCCCACUCCAACUUCCCAAUAAUCUCCAGCUCCGACCAAAUCAUUCCCAAUUUACAAACCCCCCCUCAAUCCGAAACCCUAACCCUAACCAAACCCUCAUCCGAAUGGAGAACCCCCGCCCUCGACUCCGAUCUCAACGAGCUCAUCAACGGCCUCUGCCUCGAUCUCAAGACCAAACUAAAAAACCCUAGAAAUUUCACCAAAGGUGCGUUCAUUUCUCUCAUCAACUCAUUCUUCAACAAUUGUUCUUCUAAGCUCCAGGUCCCAAUCGACUCGGGCUCCAAUUUCACUCUCGCCGCGUUUGACAAAUUAGGGGUUUUGAUUAGUAGAGAGGUUGCGGGCUUAAUUGCGGAAUGUUGUGUUCUUUUUGAGAUUUGGGAUGUUUUGGAGAUUGUAGUUGAAAGGAAACUUCUGGGUAAUUUGAAUUCUUUCAAGCUGGUAGAGAAAUUGGCUGAAAAGAAUCGAACUGAGUUGAUUUGUUUGUGUGUGAGGAAAAUCUCAAACCUUCAGGCUUCGGAGAUUCAUACAGUUCUUAAGUUCUUUUUAUCACCGAGCAAGGAUUCUUAUGAUGGGAUGAUUAGGGUUAGAAAAGAAUGGGAAAAGGAAGCAAUUUUUGCAAUUGAGAAGGUAAAAGAGAAGGGUUUGUCUAAAGAAGCUUUGAACUUAGCAAGACAGGCUUCGGUUAUCCUAAUGAUGGCUCAUGAUGGGUUCUAUUCUUCAGAAGUUUGCUUGCAUUAUGUUUUUAGUUUGGGAAGAGUCGAUGGGCUAGUGUUGUCUUCGGCGAUUUCGAGGCUUGAUGGGUUUGAGGUUUUGGGUCUCGUGAGAUAUUUCAUGAAGUGGUUGGAGAAGUACGAGAGAUUUCCUCAGGCUACAGGUUGCCCUUUAGCUGCAACAGUUUUGGGAUUGAGCAGUUGUGAGAGUAUACCGACACUUGAGGAGGUUGUGAAGGGGUUGAAGUUGGUCUUGGACGAGCAUUUCUCGUAUAUGGUCUUGAAUUCUGAGUUUCGUGAUGAGUUGAGCAAGAUUCAGAGUGUUGUGGGAUCGUUGGUUUCAGAAGCAGAUUUGUGGUUUCCUGUGGAUGCUAUAUUGUUGGCCAUUGAAAAGAAGUAGAAGAAGAGGAGGUUUUCGAGCUUGAGGUUGUUUGAUAUGUUGCAAUUUAUUUGAUGAUUGCAGUUUUGAGGUAACAGGGAACUUUUACUUUGUUCUUUAAAUGCAAAUGAAUAGUGUGUUUUUGAUGGAAAGUUUCAUUUUUAUUUAUGUGUUGAGGUAGGAUAUUUUACUUUUUAAUGUGCCUUUUUUGUAUCGCAUAAAUGGAUAGAAUGGCUAGUGUCUCGUAUAUGUUUCAAUUAGAAUAUUUUGUUGUCUUA